Dromaius novaehollandiae (emu) is the source of this 3539-nucleotide messenger RNA. It is a transcript of the gene STAMBPL1, whose product is annotated as STAM binding protein like 1. The transcript is spliced from 11 exons. Gene Ontology annotation, biological process: protein K63-linked deubiquitination. Gene Ontology annotation, cellular component: endosome; membrane. The record is from RefSeq and is a predicted model, not a curated record. Gene Ontology annotation, molecular function: K63-linked deubiquitinase activity; metal-dependent deubiquitinase activity; protein binding. The coding region runs from base 574 to 1905 and encodes 443 amino acids. Lineage: Eukaryota; Metazoa; Chordata; Aves; Casuariiformes; Dromaiidae.
CGGGGCAGAGCUGGACGCGGCCAUGCCGCCCAGGCUCCUCCUUCCGCACCGUAGCCUGGGCCGGCUGCGGCAGAGCGCGGACCGCAGGGGGCUGCUCGCUGCGGCGCCGGGCGCGGGCAGCACCUGCCUCCCUGCCCCCAUUCCCCGCUCGCUUCUCCUCCGGCGGCCGCGAGGCGAGGGCAGCGGCGCCCUCCUCCGCGCCCGGCGGCGGCGGCCCAGGCGGGCCCCGCGGUUGCCGCCUUCCCCCAGCUGCGCCCCGGCGGCGGGGGCGGGCGCCGCGUGCGUGUCAGGCGCCCCGCGCUUUGUCUCCCGCCGCGCCGCGCUGCGCCGCGCCGGCCGCUCGCAGCCGCUUCUAGCGGGAGCCGCGGCGGCCGCUGGGGCCGGUCACACGGAUGCGAGACGCGGCACCGCGCGGCAUCGCCCGCCGGCCGGGAGCAGCCCGGCUCCGCGCACAUGACGACAAUCAAUACAUCUGUACUGAAGCUUCCCUUGGACUAACAGACUCUGAGACAGCUUGCUGCAAAUACUGAGCACUGGAUUGAUACUUCAGUCCAUCUUGUCUUUUGUAGCCAGAUGGAGAGUUUGGAAAAAAAGAGUGAUUUCCUUGAUUUGCAGACAGAGGGCACCAUGGAGCAGCCAUUCUCUGUUAGUUCAUUGAAAAAGCUAGUAGCUAUUCCUGACCAUACAGACAUCUCUGUGACUCCAGAGGAGAGAGUACGUGCCUUAAGCAAACUUGGCAGCAAUAUCACAAUCAAUGAAGAUAUCACUCCACGUCGUUACUUUAGAUCUGGAGUAGAGAUGGAGCGAAUGGCAUCCAUAUAUCUGGAGGAAGGAAACCUGGAAAAUGCUUUUGUCUUUUAUAAUAAGUUCAUAACCUUGUUUGUAGAAAAACUGCCCAGUCACCGAGACUAUCACCAAUGUGCAGUACCGGAAAAACAAGAUAUUAUUAAGAAAUUGAAGGAAGUUGCAUUUCCAAGGACAGAUGAAUUGAAGAGGGAUCUUUUAAAAAAAUAUAACUUAGAAUAUCAAGAAUAUAUGCAAAACAAAAACAAAUGUGAGGCUGAAUUUCUGAAGAAAUUAGAGCAGCAAAGGCUAAUAGAGGCAGAGAAGAAACGAAUUGCACAUAUGCGGCAACAGCAGCUUGAAUCAGAACAGUUUCAGUUCUUCGAGGAUCAACUUAAGAAGCAAGAACUAGCUCGAGAUCAGAAGAUUAAAGAGAACAUGGUUAUGUCCGAACAGAUAGAUGGAAGUAUGCUAUCUUGUAUUUCUGCAUCUGAGAACAGUUCUUUAUCUAACACAUUGCUUGAGAAAAAAGAGAAGAGUGCCACAUUGGGCUGUACUGGACAUUCACCUCCAGUAAACCGGGCUCUAACGCCAGCAGCUGCUUUAAGUGCUGUUCAGACUCAAUUGGCCGAAGCACUCAGAGGUGUAAUUUUACCCAGGGAUCUCUGUCACAAAUUUCUGCUGCUAGCAGAGACAAAUACAGUAAGAGGAAUAGAGACAUGUGGAAUUCUCUGUGGAAAACUGACACACAAUCAAUUUACUAUUACCCAUGUAAUAGUGCCAAAGCAGUCUGCAGGACCAGACUACUGCGACAUGGAGAAUGUGGAAGAAUUAUUUGGUGUUCAGGAUCAGUAUGAUCUCCUUACUUUGGGAUGGAUCCAUACACAUCCAACACAAACUGCAUUCUUAUCCAGUGUUGAUCUUCAUACUCAUUGUUCUUAUCAGCUAAUGUUACCAGAGGCCAUUGCAAUUGUUUGUUCACCAAAACAUAAUGACACUGGUAUCUUCAGACUUACUAACACUGGCAUGCUUGAAGUUUCUGCUUGUAAAAAGAAGGGAUUCCAUCCACAUACAAAGGAGCCUAGGUUAUUUAAUGUCCUUGGAUGGCAUAGAAGCAAUUAGGCGGAUCUUAAAACCCAGCAGCCAAUUUCAUUUUUGUGACCUAGCCAAGCCGCUCUUGUUCAUGCUAAUGAUGAUCUGACUCAAAACUCUCUAUACUUAACAUCCCAGUAUUUUGUAAACUAAUAAAACAGACUGGAAUGCAUCAUAGGCUCAACUGCAAACCUUGAAGCUAUAGAAACUCAACCCUAGACAGGUGCUCAUCUGUGAAACAGCUAAAUGAAUCAAGUCAGGAAGGUUAACAGGAAGCUGACUGAAAAAAUCUCCUUCCUUCCUUAUUCACUCCACAUCAUCUAUCACCAACUUUUACAGCAGUCAAAAUUUCUAGAUACUUCUCUGUAGAGUUUGUUUGUUUUUCAAACUCGCUUUACUUGACAAAUUCUCCAGGUGACCUUAAAUUAAGGACAGAGAGAAGAGGGUAUAGCAGGGAGAGAAGAAUUAUAGGAUUCUGCCGUCAAGGAAAGAGACGUGGUUGGACUCAGAUGGGUGCACUGCUGGACUCCUUUUGCCUGGAGACGCUGUGUUACGCAGACUGCUCAGGGCUGGGCUAGCCCCAGACACAGGAGAGGGUGGAUCUGGGAUGGAGACCUGGGCAUGGGGCAGCAAGGCCUUCUGGAAACUCAAUAUGGAAUAAUCAAACCAGUUCAUUACCUGGUGCCUGGGACGACCCACAAUGGAAGGGAAAACCGCUCUUGGAGCAUCAUCCCCAGCAAAGCCGGCUUUGCAGAGCCCUGACCCGUUGUCACAAACAAGGGCGGUGCUGUCCUCUUCCUCGCACAUCUUCUACGUCAAUGUCCUCAGGCCCUCCUGAGAGAAAACAGCCCUUUGAAAACAGCAGGAAAAGAAUAAAAAGAACACACUCAGGUACCAAAACCACUGCUGAAGACAGAGACUGCUGUACGAAAGGGACCAGCAUUAGCAAGCAGAGGUUUGGCCCUGGUUUGGUAAGAACAAGGCUGGGAGGGCACAGGAAGGAAGAAACUUCCUUUUGAAAGUGCGAAAGUUUUUGACCAUGUUGGCAGGAGGGCUGUAUGCACAAGAGCUUAUUCAAGGAGACUCCAAAGGAGACUUCCAGUCCUGCUGCAUGGACAGACAGACCAUUAGCAAAUGUUAUCUAAAUAGCAAAUGUUUAUCUAAAUUUGGUCAAAAAAUCCAUGGCUGGGGCAGGGGAAAUAAAAGAAUGCUGGACUGACAGCUGCAAAAACAAAGAUCCCUUUACAUCAGAUUCAGCACAACACUCCCCACUUUUCUGUCACCCUGACAGAAUUCUGACCCCUGUGGAAAGCCUUUAAAGGUAAGAGCACUUCACCUCCACCAUUCAGUCUUGGGCUUCUGCAAGACAAACCACAUUAAACACUAGUCAGGUACCAGUGGUAUUUUAAUGAUACAGAUAUUAACCCACUGUGUCAAGAUGACCAAUUACAUUUAUGUUUCCCCUUUUAAAAGAGAAGAAAUGUUCCUAAUUUUUUUUUAAAAAAAAAGCUUCUCCCAGCCUCCCUCUAGCUAUUCAGAAAAAAGAUCAUGCCUUUAGAAUCAAGUUGGGGGAGUACGUGUUUUAAAAACAGGCCAUAGCAUAUGCUCCAUCACCAUUUAAAACCAGCUAAUAAACUGCAUUUGUAAAAUGGCAAAGCAAUUUA